Emericellopsis cladophorae is the source of this 564-nucleotide messenger RNA. RefSeq lists its product as uncharacterized. The record is from RefSeq and is a predicted model, not a curated record. The transcript has 4 exons. The coding region runs from base 1 to 564 and encodes 187 amino acids. NCBI's taxonomy places the organism in Eukaryota, Fungi, Ascomycota, Sordariomycetes, Hypocreales, Bionectriaceae.
AUGCGUUUCACAGCUCUCCUCGUCGCCGGCAUGGCCACCAUCGCCUCCUGCAUCCCUGCGCAGCAAGUGGCCGACAACAUCGGCCAGAUUACGACACUGUCCCGUGACCUCCAAACCCCCGCCAAGUCGCUUAACAUUUUGGAUGGCGCACUUCUCACCCUCGGCCAGGGCAACUUCCCCGAGAGUCUUUCCACGCAUGACUUUACGACAGGAGGCUUCACCGAAAUUGUGAGCGUCGGUACCGCCUUUGCAGAUGGCAUGGAUCCCGAAACCUAUGAUGAGGACGAAUCCGCAAUCAUCUUUGACGCUUUCCGAACCUUUGUCAAGGUUCACCAGGAACUCCUGAACAUCCUGAUUGGAAAGGCUGGCCUCUUUAGCACAGUUCCUUUCAUUGGCCAACCCGUCGCAUCAGUUCUUCGCGCUGUCGAGGGUGUCGUCGACACGCUUGCGCUCAGUCUUAUCGACAUGGCCGAGUCUGCCGCACAGGAUCUCCAGGAAGAGGCGGAUGCACUCGGCAGCACACUGGAUACUGCUAUCGGCACAUACUCGGGACUUAGUCUGUAG